UGCCACUUUAUCAAUGUUUAAUGGCAAUAUGAUGAUAACAGCAGUGUAUGAAACAGUGAUUAAGAAGAUAGAUGAAGAGAUGAAUGUAGCAACUGCAAACCGUGCCCGCCCAGCGUCAAAUGCGAUGUCCUUACAAUUAAACAACAGUUCUUGGCAUCAAAGA
Molecule: messenger RNA, 163 nt
Organism: Paramuricea clavata
Lineage: Eukaryota; Metazoa; Cnidaria; Anthozoa; Malacalcyonacea; Plexauridae
Source: the annotation of a GenBank genome assembly